Globicephala melas (long-finned pilot whale) is the source of this 1311-nucleotide messenger RNA. It is a transcript of the gene SLC22A13, whose product is annotated as solute carrier family 22 member 13. The record is from RefSeq and is a predicted model, not a curated record. Gene Ontology annotation, biological process: transmembrane transport. Lineage: Eukaryota; Metazoa; Chordata; Mammalia; Artiodactyla; Delphinidae. Gene Ontology annotation, cellular component: membrane. Gene Ontology annotation, molecular function: transmembrane transporter activity.
AUGGUCCCGGAUGAGGCCCACCACUGUUCAGUGGCCUGGGUCAAGAACCGGACUCUGACCCUGAGCGCUGCUGAGCAGCCGGUGCUGAGCGUGCCUGUGGAUGCGGCAGGCAGCCCUGAGCCCUGCCUCCCGUUCCGGCCACGCCCCGACGGUGCCAGCCUGGAGGACACCCUCAGCCACAGCUUCAGUGAGACACAGCCUUGCGAGGCGGGCUGGGUCUAUCGCAGGAGGCCCCUAUCCCUGAAGAAUGAGCUGAACCUGGCCUGUGGUCGGAAGCAUCCGAAGGACACCUCCCAGUCGGUGGACCUGGCUAGGCUCCUCACUGGGGCGCUCAUCGUCGGGCCCCUCUGUGACUGGAUUGGCCGCGAGGCCACUAUCCUGGUGCAGCUGCUACUCUUCGCCAUCCUUGGCAUGGCCGCAGCCUUUGUGCCCGGCUUUGAGCUCUACACGGCCCUGCGCUUUGCUGUGGCCACGGCCGUCGUUGGAUAUAACUUCAGCAGCGUCACCCUACUUGCAGCGUGGGUGGGGCCCUGGUAGAGAACUCAGGCUGUGGUCCUGGCCCAGCGCACCUUCUCCGUGGAGCAGAUGGCCCUCUCAGGACUCGCCCGCUUCCAGAGCUGGAGGCUCUUCCAGAUGGCUGGCGCUGCACGUCUUCCGCUCUUCCUUUACUUCUGGGCUCUGCCGGAAUGUGCACGGUGGCUCCUGACCCGGGGGAGGGUAGAGGAGGCUAAACAACCCAUCCAGAGGGUGGCCUCGGUCAACAAGCGAAAACUCUUCUCCGAGCUCCUGAGCCAGAUGGUCCCAGAGAAGACCGGCCCCACGGGGGAUGCCCUGGAUCUGUUCCGACACCCCCAGCUCCCCGGCACUGUGAUGGCUCUGGUGGGGAAGUUUGCCACGGCGGCCGGAUUUACCAUCUCCUACGUGUAGUCUGCUGAGCUCUUCCCCACUGUCAUCAGGUAAGAACUGCAGACGGGCAUGGGGCUGGUGGGCAUUUUCUCGAGGAUCGGGGACAUCCUCACGCCACUCGUGACCCUGCUGGGUGAGUACCACACGGCCCUCCCUAUGCUCAUCUAUGGCAGCCUCCCCGUCGGGGCUGACUUACUCUGUGCCCUGCUGCCAGAGCCACGUGGCUGGAGCACGAAGGACGCCAUGGGCGACCUGGAGCAGGAGUCCUGCCCACACCCUCUGAACGCAGUGCCCUCGGAAAAGGAUUCCGAGGCCUCAGGAAGUACUUCUAGCCCAGGGGUGGCCUUUAGAGCACCUCUGAGUGUGUCUCUGAAGCCAGAGCAGCAGCAGCAGAGAGUUGCCUGA